Molecule: messenger RNA, 1943 nt
Organism: Triticum dicoccoides
Lineage: Eukaryota; Viridiplantae; Streptophyta; Magnoliopsida; Poales; Poaceae
Product: palmitoyl-acyl carrier protein thioesterase, chloroplastic-like
Exons: 7
Coding region: 233-1495 (420 amino acids)
Biological process (GO): fatty acid biosynthetic process
Molecular function (GO): fatty acyl-[ACP] hydrolase activity; acyl carrier activity
Source: RefSeq, a predicted model, not a curated record
GAGCAGAAAACAGAGGCACCCGGCCGCGCCCCGACACAGCGCGACCGAAGCCGCCACAAUACAAACCACUGCCCCGCCUGCCUCCUCUCCCCUCGGCGCCCGCGGCACAGAGCCGCCGCCUCCGCCUCCGUCGUCGUCGUCGUCGUCGUCGUCGCCUCCUACCCCCGAAAAGGCUGAGAUCGCCGAUUCGCGGGCCAUUUGAUUUGGCGCGCGGUUUCUAGCCGUGCUUCCCAUGGCCGGGUCCAUCGCGGCCUCGGCCUUCUUCCCGGGGUCGCCCGCGCUGCCGCCGCCGCCCAAGAGCGCCCUCGGCGAGCGUCCGGACAGCCUGGACGUCCGUGGCAUGGCCGCGAAGCAGGCCUCGUCGUCCUCCGCCGUGAGGGCCAGCAGGACGCGCGCCCACGCGGCCGUCCCCAAGGUGAACGGCGGCGGCGGCAAGUCCGCGCUGGCGGACGCGGAGCACGACACCAUGUCCUCGGCCGCGCAGCCGAGGACGUUCUACAACCAGCUUCCCGACUGGAGCAUGCUCCUCGCGGCCAUCACCACCAUCUUCCUGGCCGCCGAGAAGCAGUGGACGCUGCUCGACUGGAAGCCCAAGCGGCCCGACAUGCUCGUCGACACGCUUGGUUUCGGCACGAUUGUACACGACGGCGUCAUGUUCAGGCAGAACUUCUCCAUUAGGUCCUACGAGAUUGGGGCUGACAGGACGGCGUCCAUCGAGACGCUCAUGAACCAUCUGCAGGAAACUGCACUCAAUCAUGUGAAGGUCGUUGGGCUGCUAGGAGAUGGUUUUGGUUCGACACCGGAGAUGAGUAAACGGAACUUGUUCUGGGUUGUCAGCCAAAUGCAGGCCAUCAUCGAGCGUUAUCCAUGCUGGGGCGACACUGUUGAGGUGAACACUUGGGUUGGCGCUCAUGGUAAAAACGGAAUGCGUCGAGACUGGCAUAUACGCGAUUCUGUGACGGGCCAUACAGUACUGAAGGCUACAAGUAAAUGGGUUAUGAUGAACAAGCUUACUAGAAAGCUUGCAAGAAUUCCAGAUGAAGUACGGACUGAAAUAGUGCCGUUCUUUUCUGAGUAUGCUGCUACUGAAGACCAAGACCACCGAAAAUUUCCAAAACUGCCAGAGCAUGACCGUGCUACCUCAGCCAAAUAUGUCCGGACAGGCCUGACUCCACGUUGGGCUGAUCUUGAUAUCAAUCAGCAUGUCAAUAAUGUUAAAUACAUUGGCUGGAUCCUUGAGAGCGCGCCAAUCUCCAUCCUGGAGAACCAUGAACUGGCGAGCAUAGUCCUAGACUACAAAAGGGAGUGUGGCCGGAACAGUGUCCUGCAGUCGCACACCACGGUGCACACCGACUGCGCCGACGAGCCCGGAGAAACGACUCUGCACUGCGAGCAUCUGCUGAGCCUGGAAUCGGGACCCACCAUCGUGAAGGCCCGGACCAUGUGGCGGCCAAAGGGAGCCAAGUCCCAGGAAACGGUGGCUCUAUCCUGGUGAUUUUCGGCAGGAACGGUUUGGUAAAAGCCCGGAGCAGCCACCCCCGUACGCGUUCUCUACCGGAAAGGUAAUCACACGUUGCACAUACGUACAUGGAUGUGUAUAAUAUAAUCCCAUCAUGGCAUCACAAACGGGAUACCCAAAUUAUAUACAGUACGUACACAGAGAGUGUGUGAAGGUGGAGGGGAUAAGAAGGGUAUAGGAGAGCGAUGAGAAGCAGAGGAGACAAAUUGGUGUUGUAAUUAUCGAGUUUGUAGCUAUAUUACGGUGUGAUGGGAAGUGAACUCUUCCCACACACACCUGGGGUCUGUCUGUCUGUCUGUCUGGGGCUGUGUCUAUAUUACGAGCCCUUGAGAGCGGCCUGUUCUAUACUUACUGAACUUUAAGAUCGUAUAUUGUAUUGAUUUUAUUAUAUAUUGUAAAAUGCGAGAAUCGCUUCUUCUUGUCC